AUGCGUUCUUUCGCCCUCCUCACAGCGGUGUUGCCGCUAAUCCAGGCCAUUGAGCCUCCCCGCAAGCCACACCAACCUCUCGGCAACGGCUCCAAGCGCCUCUCCUACAACGAGACCACCGCCAGCCCUGGGUCCUUGUCUGCUAGUUCCCGCUCAUUUAGCUGGGUCGGAACUGGCAAAGAUGGUGAUUACAUCUACCCAGCAGCUUCUGGAGACCUUGUUUUCGAGAAUGUUGCAACGGGUGAAUCGUCCACCUUCAUCUCUGCGGAUAAGAUCCCAGAAAACUACUGGGACUUCUUCAUCUCACCCGAUGCUAGCAAAGUCAUGUGGGCUGUCAACUACACCAAGGAGUACCGCUACUCUUACUAUGCCGACUACCUGAUCAUGGACGUCGCAACUGGCGAGUCUGUGCCACUGGACCCCGAGCAAGCUGGCGACAUUCAGUAUGCUGAAUGGAGCCCGGUUUCCUCAUCUCAAGUCGCCUUCGUCAAGGGAAACAACCUGUAUGUCAGCACAAAUGGCACCAUUGCUCAAAUCACCGAGAACGGCGGCCCAGACUACUUCAACGCCGUCCCCGACUGGGUUUACGAAGAGGAGAUCUUUGGCGACCGCUACACUCUGUGGUACUCUCCCGAUGGUACCAGGAUUGCUUUCCUGAGCUUCAACGAGACCGGAGUUGGCUCAUUCAGAAUCCCAUACUACAUCGACAACGACUCGGAAUUUGUGCCCGUGUACCCCAACGAGCUUGAGCUGCGCUACCCCAAGGUCGGCACCAAGAACCCCACUGUCGUUUUGAACAUGCUCGAGGUUGAGUCCGGAGAAGUCUCAAACAUCCCAAUCGAUGCGUUCCCCGAGGACGACCUCGUCAUUGGUGAAGUCGCCUGGCUGACUGAGGGCCACAGCAAGGUCAUCUACCGUGCCUACAACCGUGUUCAAGAUCUGGAGAAGCUAGUGACUGUUGACGUUGAGGCCGGCUCGUCCAAGGUCACCCGUGAGCGUGACGGCACCGAUGGAUGGCUAGAGAACUUGAUGCAGAUCCGUUACAUCGGUGCUCUUGAGGCUGGAAAUGUCACUUCCGGCAACUCCACCGAGUUCUACCUUGAUAUUUCUGACCAGAGUGGUUGGGCGCACAUCUACCUCUUCCCAGUCUCUGGUGGAGAGCCAAUUGCACUCACCUCCGGCGAGUGGGAGGUUCUCUCCAUCCUCAAGGUUGAUUACAAGCGUGGUCUGGUCUACUAUACUUCCACCGAGCAUCACAGCACCGAGUCCCACGUGUACUCCGUCACCUUUUCUGGAAAGAAGACUGCCCUUGUCAAUGACAAGGAGGCUGCCUUCUGGACUGGCUCUUUCUCGUCCGGCGGCUCUUACUACGUCCUACGAUAUGCUGGUCCCGACGUUCCAUACCAGGAACUGUACUCGCUCAACUCGAGCCAGCCCAUCCGUACCAUUGUGAACAACAGCGCACUGUACAACAAGCUCCAGGAGUACAACUUGCCCAACAUUACAUACCUGGACCUAGAGCACCCAUCGGGCUACACGCUCGAUGCCAUGCUUCGUCUCCCACCCAACUUCGACCCCAGCAAGAAGUACCCUCUCAUCCUCAUCCCAUACGGUGGACCCAACGCCAAGGAAGUGCACAAGCAGUUCAGCUCGCUGAACUGGAAGGCCUACAUUGCGUCCGACCCAGAGCUCGAGUACAUCACUCUCACGGUUGAUAACCGCGGUACUGGCCGCAAGGGCCGUGCUUUCCGCUCAACUGUAGCGUCCAACCUUGGCCAACUUGAGGCUGAAGAUCAGAUUUGGGCAGCCAAGGAACUCGCUAAGAACUCUUGGGUUGACAGCGAGCACAUUGGUAUCUGGGGCUGGUCCUACGGCGGUUACCUCUCCUCCAAGGUUGUUGAAGUCGGUGACCCAAUCAUCAGCUACGCUAUGAUCACCGCUCCCGUCAGCGACUGGCGCUUCUACGACUCCCUCUACACCGAGCGCUACAUGAAGACCCCCGAAAUCAACCCCGAGGGCUACAACCGCAGCCGCGUCCACGACGCCACGGGCUUUAAGAACAUUGCCGGUGGUGUUGUAAUCCAGCACGGUACUGGUGACGACAACGUCCACUUCCAGAACGCUGCUGCCCUCGUCGAUCUCCUCAUGGUGAACAUGGUCAGCCCCGAGAAGAUGCAAAACACCUACUUCACCGACUCGGACCACAGCAUCAACUUCAACAACAACGGCAAGUUCCUGUACAAGCAGCUGAGCAAGAAGCUGUUUGAGGAGAAGAACAGGAAGGGAGAUAGCAAGGGCAACCACCAGUGGAGCAAGAGGGCUGCUUCUGCUACCAAGUGGACUGCUUGA
Bipolaris victoriae FI3 is the source of this 2349-nucleotide messenger RNA. RefSeq lists its product as hypothetical. The transcript has a single exon. Bases 1 to 2349 code for a protein of 782 amino acids. Gene Ontology annotation, molecular function: dipeptidyl-peptidase activity; serine-type endopeptidase activity. The record is from RefSeq and is a predicted model, not a curated record. NCBI's taxonomy places the organism in Eukaryota, Fungi, Ascomycota, Dothideomycetes, Pleosporales, Pleosporaceae. Gene Ontology annotation, biological process: proteolysis.